This is a messenger RNA of Ziziphus jujuba (common jujube), 2344 nucleotides long. Its product is annotated as pentatricopeptide repeat-containing protein At1g06143. Gene Ontology annotation, biological process: RNA modification. NCBI's taxonomy places the organism in Eukaryota, Viridiplantae, Streptophyta, Magnoliopsida, Rosales, Rhamnaceae. The record is from RefSeq and is a predicted model, not a curated record. The coding region runs from base 18 to 1670 and encodes 550 amino acids. Gene Ontology annotation, molecular function: RNA binding; protein binding. The transcript is spliced from 3 exons.
AUAAUGCUGAGAAAAAAAUGCUUCGACACAGCAAGUUUCUGAAAUGCUCAAGUGUGACAGAGUUGGAACGUUUAUGUGCCUCCCUGAUCAAGACCAACGCAAACCAAGACUCUUUCUUGAUGAACCAAUUUAUCUCGGCUUGUUCCACCUUUUCCCGUAUCGAUUAUGCAGUUUUAGCCUUUACCCAAAUGGAAAAUCCUAAUGUUUUUGUCUAUAAUGCAAGGAUUAGAUGCUUUGUUCAUUGUGGUUACCCGAUUGAAGCUUUGGAAACGUAUGUAGAUAUGUUGAAGGUUAAGGUUUUCCCUACGAGUUAUACUUUUUCUUCGGUAAUUAAGGCUUGCACGUCGCUAUCUUCAUUGGGGUUUGGAGAAGCUGUUCAUGGCCACAUUUGGAAAUAUGGGCUCGAUUCGCAUGUGUUUGUGCAGACUGCUCUGAUUAAUUUCUAUUCGAACUUGUGCAGAAUCGGUGAGUCCAGAAGGGUGUUCGAUGAAAUGCCUGAAAGAGAUGCAUUUGCUAUGACUACGAUGAUUUCUGCUCACGUCCGGGUGGGUGAUAUGAGUUGUGCAAGGAUAUUAUUUGAAGAGAUGCCUGAAAGGAACAUAGCCACUUGGAACACAAUGCUUGACGGGUAUUCAAGACUAGGGAAUGUGGAGUCUGCAGAACUGUUGUUCACUCAGAUGCCUACUAGGGAUAUAAUUUCAUGGACAACCAUGAUCACUUGCUACUCACAGAACAAGAAAUUUAGAGAGGCGCUGGCAGUGUUUCAGGAGAUGACGAUGAAUGGGAUCAAUCCUGAUGAAGUGACAAUGACAACUGUAAUUUCGGCUUGUGCCCAUCUUGGAGCUCUUGACUUGGGAAAAGAGAUACAUAUUUUUGUCAUGCAGAAUGGGUUUGAUCUUGAUGUUUAUAUUGGGUCUGCAUUGGUUGAUAUGUAUGCAAAGUGUGGGUCAUUAGAUACAUCUCUUUUGGUAUUCUUCAAAUUGCAGAAUAAAAACCUGUUCUGUUGGAAUUCUAUAAUUGAAGGACUUGCAGUUCAUGGGUAUGCUGACGAAGCGCUAAUGAUGUUUAGCAAGAUGGAUGAGGAGAAAAUCAAGCCAAAUGGGGUUACCUUUAUAAGUGUUUUAAGUGCCUGCACUCAUGCAGGACUUGUGGAAGAAGGUCGUAGAAGGUUUACAAGCAUGACCAGUAAAUAUUCCAUUAGUCCCGAAGUUGAACACUAUGGAUGCAUGGUUGAUCUACUGAGCAAAGCUGGUUUGCUUGAAGAUGCACUAGAGUUGAUAAGAAACAUGAAACUCAAACCCAACUCUGUAAUUUGGGGGGCCUUGUUAGGUGGAUGCAAGAUUUAUAGGAACGUGGAGAUUGCCCGAGUUGCUGUUAAUGAAUUGAUUGAAUUGGAGCCAAACAACAGUGGGUAUUACAACCUUUUUGUUAACAUGUAUGCCGAGGUGAAUCGAUGGGGAGAGGUUGCAAAGAUACGGGCUACUAUGAAAGAACUUGGAGUAGAGAAGAAAUGUCCUGGGUCCAGUUGGAUUGAAAUGGGACGGACAGUUCAUCAGUUUGCAGCUUCUGACAAGGCUCACCGAGCUUCCGGUGAAAUUUACUUGUUGCUGGCUGAAUUAGAUGGGCAGCUGAAGCUUGCUGGGUACAUACCAGAAAUUCGAUCUUUUUAAAGCAGCCUGCUCUUCACAUUAGAAAAUGAAUUGGAGAAUUAUAAGGUAGUGCAGUUAAAACAUUUAAUGGCACUGAAAGACAGUUAAAGGCAGCUGAAUGGCGUUGGGGAAGAAGACCAUGUAGAGCAGCAGAGCCAGACUAGACAUAAGCGCAGCUCUCAUUGAACCAACUGGCUCAAGGAAUCUAGUAAGGCAAGGACAUAUUCUUCACAUCAAAGACAUUAUCAUCAUUAUUGCCUCAGAAGCUGAAAACACGGAGUUUGAGUACCUGAAAAUUUGGAAUGCUAUCUGCCAAUCUUUUAUGGAAUGGAGGAUCCUUACAUGGGUCAACCUCAUGAUUUUUCUUUCAUGUACCUUUUUAGCGGGGUAAAAGGAAGUUCUUGCUUGAGUUGAUGCAACUGGAGGAUAAUUAUGUUAUUUUCAACUGCUAGCGACCAACUUGUCGAAUUUUACACUUGUUGAGAGUAGUGACUUUUUUAUGGGUCUGGAGAGUGCUGGACCUCUAUUCUUUUCUUCUUCUUUUUUUUUUUCUUUUUCUUUUCUUUUAUUUUUCAAAACCUCUCGAUGAAAACGUGCAGGGCAUUUUAUUUGGUUCUUGUAGAAAGUUAUCAUCAUUAAGUCAAUCCCUUGAUUUUUCAAGCUUGAUAUUAUUAUGUGUAUAGUUUUGGCUAUUU